AUGUCGUCGAAUAAACCCUCGUCCGCUAUUCUUCAUGUGCGUGAUUUCGUCGAACAUGUUGAGCCGGAUCCAACGCGCCUGGGUAAAGCACUCUCGAUGCAACUACGUGUCUCCCUAAACAUCCCAUUCAAAGAUAUCGAAUCAGAUGAGGUUGAAUCGAGUGAAAUCCCUACUUUGAUUAGAUUUUUCAACGAGGGUAAUCGAUUCGACAUUUAUCAACCCAAUACUUUUGUUUAUUCAUCUGGAGCCUUUUUGACUACAUCUUCACUGAUUCCAUACAGCCACCCGGGUAAUCAAGAAGAUACAGAUGUCUAUUUUAUGCACUGUCCCGGUGCUGCACAGCCUAUAGUCACCUUUCUCGGGGUUGUCCUUGAACGGAGAGGACAGUUGAACGACGGACGGAAUUUACUUCACUAUCGUCUUCAAACAACAGUUUACAACCCAUCAAUCUGCACCUCUCAUACUUUUCCCGUUACGGCUUUUUUCAAGAAUGGGCAGCGUUGGGCAAAUUUUCCGCCGCUCAGUGUGAAUUCCCAUGUGUUCUUGACCGGUUGUAUCUUUGGCCUUACAAAAGAAAAUCGACAGUUGGCUGUUGUAACAGAUGACAUCCAUUUCCUGCCAACGUCAACGAAUAGUCUUCCGCCAACCCCUUCUUCUGCAACCGGGAAAAGGAAGCGCGUUGACCGAUGGUCCCAAAGAGCUGAGCCAACAACCCCGUCCAAAUCCGCUUCCCAAUCUCAUGAUCGUCAGUUUGCAGAAUCUAUCAGAGCGAAUACGCCGGUUGACGAGGAUAAGGAAAGUACUCAGAUUACGUGGGCUGACACGCUGGAUGGAACCGAAAGUGCUCGACAGACAAGGCUGAUGCGUGCCACGCGCGCGUCUUCCAGUCUAUACUCGCGGCUGAAGCGCGGCACCCGUAUUACCUCUUUGGGCCUAGCUGGUCUUGGCAACCGAACUUUGGAACGUGUAUAUCACGCACGUGACCGGUUGACAUUUUUCGACCUCUUCAACACUCAGCCCAUUUGCACACGCUGGCGGUCAUCGGGAUCGGAUGCUAACAAGCUCAUCAACGCGUCGUGCACACUGAAUGGGGACUUGAAAUUGACCAACCCACGGCCUCCAUGUAACAUCUGCACCCUGUCGGCCUCGACCUCGUGCGCAAGACAGCAAAGCCCCUGGUCCAGGAAAAUGUCUUCUUUUUCCGAAAGCCAUGUUCCAGGCUCAGACUUCCUCCCGCCAGAAUCGGCGCAGGUGUCGAAAUCAUUAUUUGGCGGACCGAGCAGUGAUGUCGAUCCGCAACCCUCUUCUCAACCAGGGCAAUCAAGAUCACUCUUUGGAGGUCCCUCUGCGCAAAAUGACUUUCUGAGUCCUAUCCCUGAGUCCGAUAUGAUGGACGAAGCGCAAGAUGAAGUCGAGUAUAAUCAUGACCUGCUCAUGCCAGAACGGCCCCUGACGUCUGAUUUCGAUUCAAACGACGAAAGUCGACACGCGAGUCCUCAUCGCGGGAGAAGGCGCUCACGGCGCACUCACAGCUCUCAGAAUAUGCACUCCAGUCCGCCUACAGUCCCCGGUCGGGAUACCCUCACCGUAGAGUCCGAGCCAAUCCGGUACGUGGUCGACCGCGGCCUUGACCUGCCCCCAGGAACUGAGCGGCCGAAUCUGUUUCAGGGUUCCGCAAGCUCAUGGCGGAGAUACAAUGCCGAUGAAAUCGGGGCAUGUACUGCCAUGAUGACAGAGCGAUCCAGAGAUCUGGGCGCUCACCUCUACAACGCUCAUGCGAUUCGCAGGCGAAUUCGCGAUUCCGUGCAAAAUAAUACAGAGACUAAUGAGAAGGCGACUUUCGCUGUGCCGAGGAGAUGGACUGUUUGGCCAGUUCCGGCUGCCCAGGUCCCCCGUCCGGAUGAACGUCUUCAAAACCACAUGGAUGAGACUGGGUCUAUGCGCAUGGCGCCGGAUCCACGACCUAGUGCGCCUCUGGAGGAAUCUAUUACGGCGGUUCUUCUCAAGGCUUCCAAGGACAAAUACCGGGCGCGGGAGUGGGAUUACGAAGAUGUCAAGAGUGAUAUGGACAAGAGAAUCCAUGACAAGGAUGAUAUGAUGGCUGAAGAGCUGGAGAAGAAGGAAUAUGGGCAGACAUUGAAUUCAACCGUCUUGGAUCCUAUCAUCCAGGCAGACGACGACAAAUCAACCAAGCAACUACGUCCGCUAGCACGCAACGUCAUCACCCAAAUAGACAAGCUUCUAUACGGUCUGCACUGCGCCAUGAAAGGGAGGAAAUACGAGGAAGAAUCUGGAGCCGAACAUUCCUCCGAGGACGAAGCAGAGAGCCCGCGGAAACGAAAAGUUGAGAACAGAAGUGAAUCUCGCGGCAGAAAGCCAGCUCGGCAUGGCUCUCCUCAGAAACAACGAUUCCGCUCCGCCAGUAUCCAGGUACAAGGAAAAGACACCGAGGUUGAGCGUCCGCCAGAGCCAUCUAAAACGCGAGAUUCGUCCUGCGACUCGAUGGAAAGCUUAGAAGGAAACCAUUACAUCAGGGGUCGGCUCAAACUGCGCGACUGGAGUGAAGUAAUGGGCCUCGCAUCAAUGAUGGGUCUCCCUUCCACAGCGGUAAUGCGCGCCUCAAAGCGAUGCGCCGAUCUUUUCGGUGAAGACAUGGAAUUCCACACUAUGUCCGAAGGCAGAAUCAAGAAGAAACGCAACAACGACGACCAAUGGGUAUACACAUACACAGAGAGCGACUCCGACGAUGAAUCAGUGCCAGCAUCCCCACAGCCAAAAUCUCGAGUGAAAACCAAGAAAGCUCCCAAAGCUCGCUCCGAGAAAGCAACAGCAAAAACAUACAAGAAAAAACACGCAAAAACACCAGCAAUUGUGCCUCCUUCUGCGUCCACAUCACCGGUUCCUGAGGCUGCGGUGGUGAUCCGAGAGCCGCCGAGGAAAGAGUCGAAGCGGACGCGACCAGGUCUUGGGAAGGGAGAGCAUCGGAAAUCGGAUCUGAUUUGUCCGUUCGAGGGAUGUCCUCGUCAUACGAAGGGUUUCUCGCGAACUUGGAAUCUCAAUCAGCAUUUGAAGAUUGCUCAUCCUUCUUAUCUUCCCUCUGGGAGUGACCGGUCACAGUCUCGUCCUGCUAAUGCACGUCAGGAUGAGGAUUUGAUUCAUGUAGAUUAG
Messenger RNA from Penicillium salamii, 3168 nucleotides. Lineage: Eukaryota; Fungi; Ascomycota; Eurotiomycetes; Eurotiales; Aspergillaceae. The record is from the annotation of a GenBank genome assembly.